Molecule: messenger RNA, 3051 nt
Organism: Chelonia mydas (Green sea turtle)
Lineage: Eukaryota; Metazoa; Chordata; Testudines; Cheloniidae
Gene: PIP4P1
Product: phosphatidylinositol-4,5-bisphosphate 4-phosphatase 1
Exons: 7
Coding region: 231-1085 (284 amino acids)
Biological process (GO): phosphatidylinositol dephosphorylation
Cellular component (GO): late endosome membrane; lysosomal membrane; phagocytic vesicle membrane
Molecular function (GO): phosphatidylinositol-4,5-bisphosphate 4-phosphatase activity
Source: RefSeq, a predicted model, not a curated record
ACAUGAGAAGGGUGACGAAUCCAGCCAAUGGGUGAGGAGCAUUGAUGUCACGUGCUGGCAAUUGGCAGCCGCCAGUCAUUGAGAGAACGGCUUGAGCUCACGUGAUGUUGGUGUCACAUGACUGCUACCCGGUUGCCUCUUGGCCAAUAGGCGGCCGUCUCCCUCUCACGUGACUCAGGACAUCGCUGCGGGGAGCUGGGGACUGGCGCUACGGCAGCCGGGAAGCGGCGAUGUCGGGGGACGGCGAACGCUCCCCGUUGCUGCCCGCGGAGCUCGGCGAGCCGGGCACUCCCGGGGCGGGCGGUGUCCUGGCCGGGCCUGUCGGGCUCGUGCCCUCCGCGCCGCUCCCGCCCUACGGGGGUCCCGCCGCAGAGAAGCCGGCCCCGCCCCAUGGCUUCCCACCAUUCCUGGACGGGCACCCAGCCGUGCUGCAUGGCGAAGACCCCCCGCCCUACUCACCCAUGGCCAGCCCUGACAGUGGCAGCACCCCCAUGAUCACCUGCCGCGUCUGCCAGAGCCUCAUCAACGUGGAGGGCAAGAUGCACCAGCAUGUGGUGAAGUGCAGCGUCUGCAACGAGGCCACGCCGAUCAAGAACGCCCCCCCGGGGAAGAAGUACGUGAGAUGUCCCUGCAACUGCCUGCUGAUCUGCAAGGUGACAUCCCAGCGCAUUGCCUGUCCCCGGCCCUACUGCAAAAGGAUCAUUAACCUGGGUCCGGUGCACCCGGGGCCUCUGAGCCCUGAGCCCCAGCCUGUGGGAGUGCGGGUCAUCUGUGGACACUGCAAGAAUACUUUCCUGUGGACAGAGUUCACAGACCGCACCUUAGCCCGCUGCCCGCACUGCCGCAAAGUCUCCUCCAUCGGGCGCAGGUACCCCCGGAAGAGAUGCAUCUGCUGCCUCCUCCUAGGUGUCCUAGUGGCGGUAGCUGCCACAGGCCUAGCGUUCGGCACGUGGAAGCACGCCCGGCGGUACGGUGGGAUCUACGCCUCCUGGGCGCUGGUCAUUCUCCUGGCUGUGCUGUGUCUGGGCCGGGCCAUGUACUGGGCCUGCAUGCGAGUCAGCCACCCCGUCCAGAACUUCUCCUGAGCCGCCCCCAGCCCCUGCUGUGGGGAGCCCCGCCCAUCUCAGCCAGCUUCUGCCCAGCCCCCUGGUCCGCUCCUGUGCCCCUCGCCUUGGUCCUGCUUCCCUCCCAUCCCACCUAAGCAGGAGACCCCCACAGGAUGUGACCAAUGGAGGCAGCUGCAGUGGUAUCAAGGGCAAGGGGCCCCACCAGCCCAAGAGGGCAGUUGGACUAUGGUAGCUCUGUCUGGACCAACCCGAGAGGGAGCUGGAUUACAGUGGCUCAGCUGGGACCUACCCAGCAAAGGGACGCUGAGUGACAGAGAUGGGACCUGACACCCGCCCCCCAGCCAAGAGACACUGGGCAACAGAGAUGGGACCCCCUUUCGCCCCCAAGGGACACUGAGCGAUGGAGCUGGGACCCACCACCCAGGAGACUUCACACACCCGAGGGACGCUGGGCAACGGAGCUGGGACCCACCACCCCCACCCGACGGACGCUGGGCGACAGAGCUGGGACCCAUUACCCCAGAGACCUCACACACCCAAGGGACACUGGAUGACGGAGACGGGACUUUCCACCCUUGAGACCCCACGCACCCAAGGGACACUGGAUGGUGGAGCUGGCACUUACCAGCCCCGACACCCUGGGUAACGGAGCAGCGACUCUCUGCCCACGAUGAGGUGGCCAGAGGGAAGAAGGAAGCCCCCAUAGCUGCCAAGUCACUGGGGGUCCCAUAUCCAUCCUGAUGGGGACACUGCCACGCCCAGCACCCCCUUGGCCUGCAGGGAAGUGGGGCGGGAGGGGGGCCCCCCAGCUGUGGGGGCAUUGAGUACAUUCUGGGGGGGAUGGGACCUAUUGGGGACGGGAGCUGACACCAGGGGACAGGGGUGAUGAGUAGGAUUCAGCUUGCUGCUGCUUCAUGGUGGGUUCAUCUCUUAGGCCACUGUUCACCCCACUGAUCUGUGCUCUGUCAGGCCUGCCCCCCAAGCCAGCCAGUCCUCUGCCCUGGGGUCACAUCAGAGCUGGUGCUCUCUUGAGGGAACAGACCCCAUGUCCCAUUCCCUUCCUCCCUGAACCAGCCAGUCCCUGCCCUGGGGCCAGAUGGGAGCCGGUACCCCCUAGAAGGGAAAGGCCUGUGCCCUGGCUCUGUUUAGGGACCAAAGCUAACCUUUAUUUGGGUGGGAGAGCUGGAGGGGAGCAGCCCCUGCCCUGAUCUCUCCCCCCCCCCCCACCCCCACCCCGAUGCCCAGGGGGAAGCUGCUCUGGGUUUGCUCUCUCACCCCCCCCCCCCCCCCCCCACCCCGGCUGCUCUGGUUCUUUGCACAUUCCUGCAGGGGAGCCAAUGGGUAAUGCCCCUGUCGCAUGGGGGCCCUGAGCCUUCCCAGCAUGCCUCUGAGCUCCCCCACAGGGCCACCCCUUCCCAUCCAGCCCCUGCUCCGACUGGGCUGAUCGCUGCAGCCUGGGGAGCAGAGUGCUGCCCCUAUUGCCGCACGUGGGGGGUGUGAUCCUAACUCAACCCCCUCUCCCGCCCCCUAACUCCUCCCUUCCCCACACGGCCCUGCACCAGCUCCCUUGGCUGGGCCCUGCCUCCCCUGGUGUGGGGUUGGGGACCCCAGUGGGAUGGGGCAGUGGGGUGGAAAGGACGGGGGGUGAUCUGCCUGGAGGGUUGGUGAUGAGGGGUGCCUGGUGCUGGCCUCCCACUCGGGGAGGGAGAACAGAACGUCUCCGGCCUCGGUUCUUCAGGGAUCUUUGGGGGGCUGGGAAAUAGGGUUCACCCCCUUUCCCAGGGCUCCCUGCUGCUUUGGCUUGUACAUACUGACCACUCCCCUGUACAUAGCUAUUUAAAUCCAGCCCCGGGCUUCUUCCCCCAUUUCCCCUCUGCCCCCCACCCCGUGCAGUGCUACUUUAACUCGGUGUGUCUGUCCUGGGGGAGGGCUGGCCCAACUGAUGGAUGCCCUCACAGUGUAAAUAAAGAGAUUCCGUACGGCA